Messenger RNA from Rhizoctonia solani, 1797 nucleotides. RefSeq names its product Vacuolar sorting 38 and autophagy-related subunit 14. The record is from RefSeq and is a predicted model, not a curated record. The coding region runs from base 1 to 1797 and encodes 598 amino acids. The transcript is spliced from 6 exons. Lineage: Eukaryota; Fungi; Basidiomycota; Agaricomycetes; Cantharellales; Ceratobasidiaceae.
AUGGAGUGUGCUAUAUGUGAACACCGCCAACGAAGGUUUAUCUGCCAAGCCUGUGUACGGACUCAUGUGCGCGAAUUACGUGCUCAGAUCAGCAAAGCGGGAGAUGAACGCCAGGUUGAAGUCGAGAAGGCUGCUAAGCUGCUUGGGAGUGGAGUGGAGAAGGAACGAUGGGCACGCGCUGAGACCUAUGCUCUCGAGGUUAGCAUCACAGCUGUAAAGGCCGAGUUGGUGGCACGUCGGGUGGCGAACCAGAAAGCUAGGGAAAAUGUAAUAUCCAAGAGGAAGGCACUGGCUGAACGUCGAGAGAAUCUCAAGCUUGCUCGUGACUUUCUUCCAUCUACGGUUUCCCCAUCCCACACCACUUCAUCAAAUCUGGCAGCUGGCCCGUCACAAGAGAACACUAUUCCAUUUGCUACGAGCAGCUCACCUCCUUCAACUGCCAGUCGGCUGUCCCGAUUAUUCCCGUUUCCUUCUGCAUCAACCGUUGCCCCACCAUCUGCGCCCCCUCCUAGACGACACAAACCUCCCAAUCCACUUACCGAAGCCAAACAAGCCUUGUCCAAUGUUGCGGACGCGCUUUCCGAGGGUCGGGCGGCUUUGGUGCGAGAACUUGCCGAGGCCUACGAGCUACAAGAGGAAUGUCGAACGGGGCCUGGAGGGCAAGAGGAGUAUAUUUGGACAUUAGGAAGGAUGGAACUACCUAAUAUAGACGAUCUCCCUCAAGUCAUUUCGUCAACAGGAUUCAAACCAUCGCUUCUUCACACGACUUUAUACAACGCCUUACACUUUAUGCGACUGACAUCAUUCUACCUUGGCGUAAAGCUACCUUUUGAAAUUGGAUGGGGUGCCUCAAGCACGCUCUCCCCACCUUUUCCAUCUCUAUUCAUCCCUGGAGCGGCCGACACAAAUAAACUGGAAACAAUCAAUGAAGAUGGUGCCGAGUCGAGUGGGACUACGCUCGUUGGAGUUGGAACUCCAUGGAUUGUAGCUGGACGCGGCUUGGGAGGAACCACGGACGGAGGAUGGGGAAAAUAUACAAGUCCCCUCGCAUUACAUCUCCCAGCCCCCACCGCUGCCCCGAUCAAAAACGGAGGGAACCUCCAACCUGCUCCAACUUCAAAACCUCCCCGACCAUCCAAUGCCUCUCCCGGAAAACGCCGACCAAGCCUUUUAAGCUUGUCACGCGUAUCCGCAGCCGCGAGAUAUGUCGCGGGUUCAGCAUACUCCACACCCCGCUCUCCACAUUCAAACACAAUCGCGACUGGACUUCCUACCCGAUCGUCAACAACGCCAAAUUCCCGACCCCGCCAACGAGCAGGGUCAGUAUCGAUGCAAACUGCUCCCCAAAUCCGAACUCGAGUGACAAGUCUUGCAACCAUCCCGACUCAAUCUACACUUCAGCAACAGCAAGAGCCGAUGACAGAAGAACCAAUCGUCCAGACCCCGAUUCAGAGUUUUGUAGCCGCGCUGACGAUGGUUCAGUACAACGCUGCUUAUUUGGCUUGGACGCAGGGUGCUCUGGAUGUAGGGAAUGUCGAGAACUUGCCGGGUAUCCUGAGCCUACUUGGAGCGACUGUUGUGAGCGAGGGUAUAGGAUAUGCGUCGCACAAUACGUCCGCGGCUCAGGAUCACGCCUUGCCUCCCCCUACACGCUCGUUUCCGCUCAGUUUUCCGGCUCUGUUGGGGCACAACCUGGGUCUGAUUGGAGGGCUGGGAAGCGCCGGGCUCCCAAGUCAAGAAGGCGAUGGCGAGUGGGACUUGGUCGAAGCCAGCGAAGAGGAAGAUGGCGUUGGGUGA